AAGGAAGAGAGAGAAACAACCGAACAACCGCUUUGUGUCUUUGCGCUCUCUCUCACUUUCUAUAUAUAUUUUAUGCAUAACAUGACCCUUUUUGACAUAGCUCAACAACAACACAGAAAAGAAGAAUUUUGAUAGAAGAAGACAGAGGGCAGAGCUGCAGCCAAGAAAACCCAUGGCUGAAUCCGUUUCAGUAGACAUGGAGGUGCUCCUUCUAGCCAGAAAGGAACAUCAUAUUCGAACGGGCUGUGGUUCUGUAUCUGUUAUAGUAUGUGGCGAUCAAAACAAACCACCUCUGAUCACUUACCCUGAUGUAGCAUUAAAUUAUCUGUCUUGUUUCCAAGGAUUAUUUUUCUGUCCAGAGGCCGCUUCUUUGCUUCUUCAUAACUUCUGUAUAUAUCAUAUCUGUCCUCCUGGGCAUGAGUUGGGAGCAGCUGCAGUUUGUCCCGAUGAUCCAAUCCCUUCUGCUGAAGACUUAGCAAAUCAAAUAAUUGAGGUUCUCAACUAUUUUCGGCUUGGUGCAGUGAUGUGUAUGGGAGCAUCAGCUGGUGCUUACAUUCUUUCACUAUUCGCUACAAAAUAUAGGGAGCGUGUUGUUGGUUUAAUACUUGUAUCUCCCUUGUGCAAAGCUCCUUCUUGGACUGAAUGGUUUUAUAAUAAGAUGAUGUCAAAUUUGCUAUAUUUCUACGGUGUGUGUGGCGUGUUGAAAGAGUGUCUGCUCCAGCGCUACUUCAGCAAGGAAGUUCGUGGUGAUGCUGAAUUUCCAGAAUCAGAGAUAGUUCAAGCAUGCAGAAAACUCCUAGAUGAGAGAAAGAGCAUCAAUAUCUUUCGGUUUCUUCAGGCUAUCAAUGAGAGACCUGAUAUAACGGAAGGAUUGAAGAGACUAAAAUGUCGUACACUUAUUUUUGUUGGGGACAGCUCUCCUUUCCAUUCAGAGGCUAUUCAUAUGACUUCAAAACUUGAUAGGAGAUACACUGCCUUGGUCGAGGUCCAGGGUUGUGGAUCAAUGGUUACAGAGGAACAACCAUAUGCAAUGCUGGUCCCUAUGGAGAACUUUCUAAAGGGAUAUGGGAUGUAUAGGCCAAGCUAUCUCAGUGGCAGCCCAAAGAGCCCGCUCAGUCCAUCUUGCAUCUCUCCUGAACUACUUUCCCCAGAGAGCAUGGGAUUGAAACUGAAACCUAUAAAGACACGUGUUUAACUGCAAGUUUGACCAGGAGGAGCAAGCACACAUUUUUCUUCAUAGCAGUCUUUCUUCUUCUAUUGAUUUUUCUGAUUUUUUUAUUGUUUGAGACAAAUAGAGAGGAGAUGGCGGAUUGUAGAUAUAGAAAGGGAAAUUCAGAAUCCGUGGGAGGCUAUGAAUAUGAAUAUAUAUACAUAUACAUAUAUAUAUAUAUAUAUGUAUAUAUAUAGGUAUAAUAAUAACAAUAACAUAUGUAUGUGUGUGGGUGCAUCCCAUUUGUAGGCAGUCAUAAAGGAAUCAGGGAGCUGUAUAUGAUGUACAUUCCAUACGGACUCCAGAUUUAUUUAUGAAGAUGAGCAAUUAAUAAUACAUAGAGGCUCUUUCAUUUUUAA
Vigna unguiculata (cowpea) is the source of this 1569-nucleotide messenger RNA. RefSeq names its product protein NDL1-like. The record is from RefSeq and is a predicted model, not a curated record. NCBI's taxonomy places the organism in Eukaryota, Viridiplantae, Streptophyta, Magnoliopsida, Fabales, Fabaceae.